AUGGUGCCCGUACCAUCUGCUGAGCAGGGUAACGUGUCCGUGGUGGUGCGGGUACGGCCCCAGGCCUCGUGGGAGCAGGAGAGCAACCGCCCGAGUGUGGUGCAUGUGGUCAAUGACUGUCUGCUCGUUUUCGAUCCCGAGGAGCCCAGCCCACCAGGGAUCUUGGCAGGCCUCCAAGGGUAUGACUCUGCCCCGAGACGGAAGGGCAAGGACCUGAAGUUCGUUUUCGACCGGGUGUUCGGCGAGAGCGCCACUCAAGCUGAGGUGUUUGAGAACACAACCAAAGAGGUCCUGGAUGGUGUCUUGAACGGCUACAAUUGUUCUGCUUUUCUCAAGAGUGUCAGGGUGUUGCCCCAAACUGCAGAGCAGCUGCUAGACAUGUUGGCGCGAGGGAACCAGAACCGCACGCAGCACCCCACGGACAUCAACGCCACGUCUUCCCGCUCCCAUGCCAUCUUCCAGAUCUACGUGAAGCAGCGGGGCAGUGCGGUGGGCGUCACCCGGGACCUGCGGGUGGCCAAGAUGAGCCUGAUUGACUUGGCGGGCUCCGAACGGGCCUCUGUCGCCAACACCAAAGGGGAGCGACUGCGCGAGGGCGCCAACAUCAACCGCUCUCUCCUGGCCCUGAUCAACGUAAUCAAUGCCCUGGCCGAUGCAAAGAGCAAAAAGCCUCACAUUCCAUACCGGGACAGCAAGCUGACGCGCCUCCUGAAGGACUCCAUUGGCGGCAACUGCCGGACCAUCAUGAUCGCUGCCGUGAGCCCAUCCGUGCUGUCCUACGAGGACACGUACAACACCCUCAGAUACGCCAACCGGGCCAAAGAGAUCAAACUCUUGGUGGCAGACCUGCAAGGGAGGCUCCGAGCUUAUGAGGAAAAGGGCUCUCCGAGGAACCCCCCCGGACUGGCUCCUCCUGGCCCCGAGCAGGCAGAGCUUCUCAGGGUAAAGGAAGCUGGCUUGGCUCCUGAGGGUGAUCAACAGGCAGAGGCCGAAUCAGAGCGGCUGAAACUGGGCUGCGGCACCUCUUGUCUGGGAGAAAGGAGCCCGAAGCAG
This is a messenger RNA of Gekko japonicus, 1053 nucleotides long. RefSeq names its product kinesin-like protein KIF18B. Gene Ontology annotation, molecular function: microtubule binding; ATP binding; microtubule motor activity. The transcript is spliced from 7 exons. Gene Ontology annotation, biological process: microtubule-based movement. Lineage: Eukaryota; Metazoa; Chordata; Lepidosauria; Squamata; Gekkonidae. The annotation marks the transcript as partial. The record is from RefSeq and is a predicted model, not a curated record.